Apiotrichum porosum is the source of this 861-nucleotide messenger RNA. RefSeq lists its product as uncharacterized. NCBI's taxonomy places the organism in Eukaryota, Fungi, Basidiomycota, Tremellomycetes, Trichosporonales, Trichosporonaceae. The record is from RefSeq and is a predicted model, not a curated record. Gene Ontology annotation, cellular component: U4/U6 x U5 tri-snRNP complex; spliceosomal complex. Gene Ontology annotation, biological process: mRNA splicing, via spliceosome. The transcript is spliced from 4 exons. The coding region runs from base 1 to 861 and encodes 286 amino acids. Gene Ontology annotation, molecular function: nucleic acid binding; zinc ion binding.
AUGGAGUCCAAAAAGCCUACCGAGCCCGAGCGCAAGAAAUGGGACAAGGGCGACUUUGCCGCCAAGGCGCGCGAGAAGGACCAGCAGGCGUACCAGCAUGCCAAGGCCCGGGACGCGGCUGCUGCUGAGGGCGCGAGAGGGCAUACCUCGGCAGCUCUUGCCAUACCAAACCAGAGCUGCUCGAGACAACCCUGCCUUCUUGACCGACAGCCGCCGCACCCCUUCCCUCGUCACCCCCUAGCCCCUCAUGUCCCUCCACCACACCAUGGCUCUCCAGCUAACCCUUCUCUCUCACCAGGCAAACGCUAUCGCCCGGACCAGGACCUGCCCCGCCCCACGGGUCUCGCGCAGCAGCACGUCAACCUGGGACUGGAUAAGGACAUUGGCAAGACGAUGCUCGUGUCGCAGACGACGACCGGCAAGGGUCCGCGCGGCGCUGGGUUCUAUUGCGACCUCUGCAACCGCACCCUCAAAGACUCCCUGUCGUACCUCGACCACCUCAACUCGCGCUUCCACCUCUCCAAGCUCGGACAGGGGACGCACGUCGCGCGCUCCACUGUCGAGCAGGUGCGGCAACGCAUCGCCGAGCUGCGCGAGCAGACCAAGAACAAGGUCGACGCGAAGAAUUACGAUUUCGCCAAGCGGCUCGCGGUGGUGCGUGGCGCGGAAGAGGCCAAGAGGCAGGCGCGGAAAGACGAGCGCAAGAAGAGGAAGGAGAAGGAGAGGGAAAAGGACAAGAUGGGCAAAGUGGGUGUGCUGGAUGCGAGCGACCGUGGGGCCGUCGGCGCUGCUGUCGAUGAGCAGAUGAGUAUGGAGGCUAUGAUGGGCUUUGGCGGAUUUGGGAGCGGCAAGAAGAGGUAA